This is a messenger RNA of Drosophila ficusphila, 1167 nucleotides long. Its product is annotated as zinc finger protein-like 1 homolog. Gene Ontology annotation, cellular component: Golgi apparatus. The record is from RefSeq and is a predicted model, not a curated record. The coding region runs from base 162 to 1061 and encodes 299 amino acids. The transcript has 5 exons. Lineage: Eukaryota; Metazoa; Arthropoda; Insecta; Diptera; Drosophilidae.
GAUACGUGGCUGUCGAAUCUGUGAAUGCCACCUCGAAAAGUCCGACCAAAAGCUGCGAAACGAAAUAAAAAUUUAUAAAAUUGAGGCUUACUAUGCGAUAGCCCUCCCCAGUGCGGCAAGUGCAAUUCCUCCAGCGCCUUAAAAGCCCCGAGUUCAUAGAAAUGGGUCUGUGCAAGUGCCCCAAGCGGCUGGUGACCAACCAGUUUUGCUUCGAGCACCGCGUCAAUGUUUGCGAACACUGCAUGGUUCAGUCGCAUCCGAAGUGUAUUGUGCAGUCGUAUCUGCAGUGGCUGCGGGACAGCGACUACAUCUCCAACUGCACCCUUUGCGGCACUACAUUGGAGCAGGGCGAUUGUGUGCGCCUCGUUUGCUACCAUGUUUUCCACUGGGACUGUCUGAACGCCCGCCAAGCUGCCCUGCCUGCCAACACAGCCCCGCGCGGUCACCAGUGCCCCGCCUGCAGCGUGGAGAUCUUUCCUAACUCCAACUUGGUUUCCCCAGUGGCCGACGCCUUGAAGAACUUUCUAGCGCAGGUGAACUGGGGCAGGAAUGGCCUCGGAUUGGCAUUGCUCUCUGAGGAUCAAAGCAGCAGCCUGAAGGCCGUCAAGCCGAAGGUGGCCAGUCAAGCGGCCGUCAGCAACAUGACCAAAGUGCACCACAUUCAUUCCGGUGGCGAGCGGGAGCGCACGAAGCCCAAUGGCCACGACGCCAUGAGUCCACAUUCCGUUCUUCUGAUGGACGCAUUUAAUCCGCCUAGCGCCGGCGACUAUGCCAGCAGCCGAAGACCGUUGCUGCCACGUCAGUCGCCCAUUGGCGGAACGGAUCGGGACGAUAACAAGUACCAGCGCCGCACGCCUGCGGAGCUUUUCUCGCGCUGGACACGCCGCUUCUAUGCACCCUCCUCUCGGCCUCCAUGGCGCCGCACCUGGUUCCUGGUCCUCGCCGGUAUCCUAGCGUUUGUCUUGUUUAUCUACCUAAUGGCCUGGCUAGGACGCGGAGGAUCCGACGCCUUGGACGAAGGUUGGAACAACCCGAAUCCACAGCCAAACCACUACGAAUAGGGUGUGCUUUCAUAAUCGAAACGAGCGAGCAUACGUAGCAUAUAAUCAAUAUCCAAAUCCCCGAUCCCGAAAUAAUAAAACUUUUACAGCUAUUUAUAUAACCUAA